Lasiosphaeria miniovina is the source of this 900-nucleotide messenger RNA. RefSeq lists its product as uncharacterized. The record is from RefSeq and is a predicted model, not a curated record. NCBI's taxonomy places the organism in Eukaryota, Fungi, Ascomycota, Sordariomycetes, Sordariales, Lasiosphaeriaceae. The transcript has a single exon. Bases 107 to 724 code for a protein of 205 amino acids.
CCAAGCCUCCGCCUCCGAACCUCUUUCGCCUCCAAACCUCUCUUGCUUCCAAACCUCCAAACGGCCGCACCAUUGAACCGUCAUCAAACAACUUCCUUCGCUCAUAAUGUUGCUGCCGCCGCAGGACCCAUUGGUAGUCAGCAUGGGCAACCCGAGAAUUGCGAACGAUCCGCUACCGAGGGAAUACACCCGAGAUUACACAUUCGACGUGCGGCUUAUUCCCAACACCGCAAGGCACAACCCGCCACUGGACUGGAUCGUCGUGGCCGUUUUCAAGUGCCAUGAUCUGCUGCAGGUAAUGCAGAAGGGCCUGUUUUGGUCGACAUCCAACGUGGUGCCCGGCGAUGCAUAUUUUACCAUCAUGCCCGACGUUGACAUGUACACGGUCAAACGUGUAUGGGGACUGCGCGAGUUCCCUGACAGGCCCAAGUCGCAGUCAAGCUGGGUGGCAGAAAUCUCUCUGUAUGCCUGCUCGAUCCCAACCCUUGCGAACUUUCGCCUGCAUCACCUGCACCAGCGGAAUAUCUCCUCCUGCGAAGCUAUGACGGACGAGGGAGUGCACGUUUUUAAAUAUUCUCGCCUCUUUCCUCUCACAAACAUCAACUGUUUUGCCGACGACCUGCAUCCGUCCUAUGGCUCGUGGUGGUUUUGGCCCAUGGAUACCGUCGUCGCGGACUGCGGCGCCUUGACUCUAGGGCCGGGGGAGAGAAUGGAAGAGUACUAGGGGAAAGUGUGAUUCCCCUCCCUAUAGCCAUAGGAAAGGGGGGAAAGGAAGCCUAGAGCAAUUAAUGUAAUUUUUGCAAUUCCAUAAACACAUAAAUGUCGAGAGAGAAAGCAAAGAAAUUGGUGAUGGCAGCAGCAAAGCGGGCCGAGACAUUUCAUCUGCUCGGGCCGGCUCAC